Messenger RNA from Seriola aureovittata, 2315 nucleotides. RefSeq names its product NPR2 like, GATOR1 complex subunit (gene nprl2). Gene Ontology annotation, cellular component: GATOR1 complex; vacuolar membrane. The record is from RefSeq and is a predicted model, not a curated record. The transcript has 11 exons. Gene Ontology annotation, molecular function: GTPase activator activity. NCBI's taxonomy places the organism in Eukaryota, Metazoa, Chordata, Actinopteri, Carangiformes, Carangidae. Gene Ontology annotation, biological process: cellular response to amino acid starvation; positive regulation of autophagy; negative regulation of TORC1 signaling. The coding region runs from base 344 to 1489 and encodes 381 amino acids.
CCUGAAGGCAUCAGUUAGUUGUUGUCUGCUGUACAUGAAUGUCUCGAGUAUCUUUGUUGAAUAGUUCACUGUCGAGUCGACAUCACUUUUGUUAAGUACACUUACUAAUAACACGUUUGCUAUGACGUUGUUCAGACGUUAGAGCUGCUAACUGUAUUUCACAGGAGCUCACUAGCUCGUUAUUAAGCGCUAAAGCCGAAGCUAGCAGCUAGCUGUGGCUGCUAAAUAACAGCUGAGGCAAAACAGGGAAGGCAGGCAGAGGAGACCAUCAUCUAAAACUGAAGUAGUUUGGUUAAAGUUUGUAUUUUUGUCCUUCUGUAAGGCUUCCCUGACCAGAGGGUCUAUGAUAGGCAUGACCACUCGAAUAGAGUGCAUAUUUUUCAGUGAGUUUCACCCUACUUUGGGCCCAAAGAUAACAUAUCAGGUCCCAGAGGAAUACAUUUCACGGGAGCUCUUUGACACAGUUCAGGUUUAUAUUAUCACCAAGCCAGAACUGCAAAACAAAUUGAUAACAGUCACUGCCAUGGGAAAGAAGUUAAUCGGGUGUCCUGUAUGCAUUGAACAUAAAAAGUAUAGCCGGAACGCCCUCCUGUUUAACCUUGGCCUUGUUUGCGAUGCCCAAACCAACACAUGUGCCCUCGAGCCAAUUGUCAAGAAGCUGUCUGGGUACCUCACUACUCUGGAGCUGGAGAGUGGCUUCAUUUCCAACGAGGACAGCAAGCAGAAACUUUUACCCAUCAUGUCGACCUUGUUGGAAGAACUCAAUGCUACAGGAGCCUGUACUUUACCAAUAGAUGCAUCUAACACUAUACAUCUAAAGCUAAUCGAGCUGCGAAAGGACCCCCCGAUUGUGCAGGAGUAUGACGUUCCUGUCUUCACACAGUGUAAAGACCAUUUUAUCAAAUCUCAGUGGGAUCUCACCACUCAGCAGAUCCUGCCCUAUAUUGAUGGAUUUAGACACAUCCAAAAGAUUUCAGCUGAAGCGGAUGUGGAGCUGAAUCUUGUUCGUAUUGCUGUGCAGAAUCUAUUGUAUUAUGAUGUUGUGACCUUGGUUUCGAUUUAUCAGUACUCAAACGUGUACUGCACCACCCCCAAAGUCCAGAGCCUCAUAGAUGACAAGUCCAUUCAGGAGGAGUGUCUCAACUACGUCUCCAAGCAGGGUCAAAAGCGGGCCAGUCUGAGAGACGUGUUCCAGCUGUACUGUGGUCUGAGUCCAGGAACCACAGUGCGAGACCUUUGCUCACGCUACUCACAGCAGCUUCAGAGGGUUGAUGAGAGGAGGCUGAUCCAGUUUGGACUGAUGAAGUCUCUCAUUAGACGGCUGCAGAAAUAUCCAGUGAAGGUGAUCCGUGAUGAGAGGAGCAGGCCGCCUCGACUCUAUACCGGUUGUCAUAGUUAUGAUGAGAUCUGCUGCAAAACAGGGAUCAGUUACCAGGAGCUGGACGAACGUUUGGAAAAUGAUCCCAACAUCGUGGUGUGCUGGAAGUGAUGUGAACUGAAAAAAAACAGCUCUGUGCUGAAGACAGCCAUCUGACUGAAAGAUACCUCAACCAAAGAUGCCUUCAUCGAGAGGAACAGUUUUCUUGGAAUAAGCAAGCAAAUGGAUAACAUACAUUUUUCGAUGUUAUCUUAAUGUUUUUGAUUCUAAUCUGCUUUUGAUCAAGUAUUGGGAUCAACAUCUCAGUCAAGUGAGGAAGGUGAUAUUUAUUAAUGUUGUAGAAGGGAAAAUAUGUGAUUAAUAAAAGAAAUUAUAAGACAGUGGGGCAAACUGUCCAAACGGUUUAGGCACUCUAGUUUAGAUUCUUAAACAUUGCACCGUAACAUCAGGGAGGCGUCCUAUCAGUCCCACAUUCAUUCUGCAGCACGACAACGAGCACAGACAUACAGCCAGGGUGAUAGAGAACUGUCUUCAGAGACAAGAAGAACAGGGAGUCCUGCAACAGAUGGUCUAGCCUCCACAGAGUCCUGAUUCCAACACCAUAGACUCAGUCUGGGAUUAUAUGAAGAGUCAGAAGACAUUGAGACAGCCCAAAUCCACAGAGGAACUGAGGCAAGUUCUCCAAGAUGCUUGGAACAACCUACCUGCAAAGUCUCUUGAGAAACUGCAUGCAAUUGUACCAUGGAGAAAUAGUGCUGUUGUACAAGCAAAGGGUGGUCACACAACAUUAUUAGGGCUUGAGCACCGUCCAGUGCUAUUCAUGGCAUUAAUUUUGAAAACAUCCUCACUUUAUGUUUAGUGCAUAAAGCUUUUGCACAGUACAGUAUAUCACAAAAGAAAAAUGCAAUAAAUGUCUAUUCAUAUGGUUUAUGACACA